CUUCAAGUUCGAGAAUCGUGACAGGUCUCUUCGCAAAUAGCAAUGUUGCCUCGACGGUCUCGUCUAACUCUACCAACUAUAGCCAGAUGGGUGCGGUUUAAUGGCAGCAGCCACACAGCUGCGCCUACUCGACAGCCAGAACCAGAGGCUCCUGCACUAUUGACGGAAGAAGACUUUUCUUCCACAGUUGUUCACGGACGCAGUCUCUAUCCUCCGCUAUACCACCCCCGCAUUCAUUCAGUUCCAGUCGCCCAGCUGCAGUUCCGUGCAUAUCACCAUCAAUUUCUUGAACUGUACAUGCAUUUCGUGGGACAUGCAGCUGCAGCAUUAGGCAUCCCAAUUUCACGCCCGGUGUACUUGCCAACGCAACGCUCGCUGUGGACUGUACCUCGCGGUCCGUUCGUGCACAAGAAGAGUCAAGAGAACUUCGAGCGGAAGGUGCACAAACGUGCAAUUAAAGCAUGGGAUGCAGACCCCGAAGUCGUCGAUCGUUGGGUACGGUAUAUCACUCGACAUGCGAUGCCUGGAGUUGGGCUGAGAGUGACUCAGUGGAAGAGGGCACCUCCUAAUAUCGGACAACGGAUGGUGGACGCGGCCGUGGGGCAAACUAGACUGGGCUCCAGUGCCGACAACAUCAAGGUGUUGGCAAAGAAAAUCGUGGAGCAGGAACUGUGAUAUUCAUUUACGUUUUCUGACUUUUAUCUUUCUCGCGUUAUAACGAGGUCCGGAUCUUUCUGCUAGCGUCGCUGCUAUGUAGUCCUCUGAGGUUGCUAGUACUGUAGCUACCUGCGGGCGACGAUGUCACAGCCACCGGUGCAUGAGACACGACAAGAACAUGGCAUUAAUAUUCACUAGCACUGCGUAAACAAAACAAUAGUCAGGCCGGAAUAGUGGUACUCAAAACAACUUUUGAAAUUGUUGAAAAAUCGCUUAAAUGUGGGUUAAACAUUUUGAACCCCGGGCUAACUUACUAACUUAGAGCUCUAUGCUUGAUGGCAAUUGGAACGCGGUGAGAUUUCGAGGCAACGGAAGCGUUUGUGAUUAUGGGAAGGAUGGUUAACUACGACACGGGGGUCAAGUAUACACAGGACUGAUGUGGUGGUGAGAAAAGGUUUUGGG
Suillus paluster is the source of this 1119-nucleotide messenger RNA. Its product is annotated as ribosomal protein S10 domain-containing protein. The record is from RefSeq and is a predicted model, not a curated record. Gene Ontology annotation, cellular component: mitochondrion; ribosome; small ribosomal subunit. Gene Ontology annotation, molecular function: structural constituent of ribosome. Gene Ontology annotation, biological process: translation. Bases 43 to 675 code for a protein of 210 amino acids. Lineage: Eukaryota; Fungi; Basidiomycota; Agaricomycetes; Boletales; Suillaceae. The transcript has 2 exons.